AUGACGCUGGUGAAAUCCAUCCCUAAAACCCCCGAGAGUCGCAUCUCAUUCACCGAGUACCAGCGCUAUGAUGAAAUUCGGCAGUACCUGUCGCAGCUGGCAUCAAGCUAUCCCAGUACAGUGACUGUGCAGACCAUCGGACAGACGUACGAGGGUCGCCCUCUGGAUAUCAUCCAGAUAUCCUCUGGAGGCGACGGCUCCAGGCCGGUCAUCCUGAUCGACGCGGGCAUCCACGCCAGGGAGUGGAUCGCGCCAGCUGCCGCCCUCUACGUCAUCAACCAGCUGGUCGAGAACACAGCCGAGAGCGCGCUCACAGACAGCGUCGACUGGCACAUCAUCCCCGUGCUCAACCCUGAUGGAUACGAGUACACCUUCACAGAUGAGCGCAUGUGGAGGAAGACGCGAUCAAGAGCAUCCAUUUUGUGCACGGGGGUGGACGGCAACAGGAACUUUGAUUUCCACUGGAAUGAGGUUGGCGCCAGCAGCUACCCCUGCUCUGACACUUACGCCGGUUCUGAGGCGUUCUCGGAGUCUGAGACGCAAGCUCUCAGAGACUACAUCCUGGCCAACGCCAACCGCAUCAAACUUUACCUCACAUUCCACAGCUACGGACCCUACUUACUCUACCCGUGGGGUUACACUAGCGAACUGCCUGACGACUGGGAGACUCUGGACGCCUUGGCACGCCAAGCAGAUGCCGCCCAGCAAGCUGCAGGGGGCCCUAGCUACGCCAUCGGUAGCUCUACAAACGUCUUGUACGCAGCGGCUGGCGGCAGUGAUGACUGGACGAAGGGUGUCGGCGGAGUAGCCCUCUCCUACACCAUCGAACUUCCCGGUGGCGGCAGCCAGGGUUUCAAUCCUCCAGCGUCAGACAUCCUCAACUUGGUGACGCCAUUCUUCGAAGCCGUGCGCGUCUUCGGCCAAUAUGUUGCUGAUAACUAUGGAUAAAAAGAACCAGUACUCACCGAUAAUUUCUAUAUGUUACAUGUUUUUUCUGGAAUAAAGAGAGAUUUCUCUUUA
Schistocerca americana (American grasshopper) is the source of this 1020-nucleotide messenger RNA. Its product is annotated as carboxypeptidase B-like. The coding region runs from base 1 to 948 and encodes 315 amino acids. The transcript is spliced from 7 exons. Gene Ontology annotation, biological process: proteolysis. The record is from RefSeq and is a predicted model, not a curated record. Gene Ontology annotation, molecular function: metallocarboxypeptidase activity; zinc ion binding. Lineage: Eukaryota; Metazoa; Arthropoda; Insecta; Orthoptera; Acrididae.